CGCGGGCCGGGGCCGCCAUGCAGUCGGUUGUCGCUAUGGAGCCGCGGCAGCUCCGCUGGGACACGCUGGCGGCCCUGCGCGCCUCCAGCAAGGGCCAGCUGAGGUACUGCCCGCACUGGCUGCAGGAUGAGGAUAUCUUGGAAGGAUGCAUAACUCCUCUUGAGCUGUCCCCUUAUUCUGGCUGGGUCCUAGACAGAGUGACUGGGCAAUCGGACCAAGAAAUGGCACCCUCUGGAAGUUCAACACCUGAAGAAGCCACUCCUGUCACAAAACAGUCGUCUCUGGAGAUCACCUCUGCUGGCAAACAGGGCUUUUCACCACUUUCAUCUACAGCGCCAAGUGAAACAAAGGGAAGUGAUGACCGCAAUCUGCUGGAAGUGGAUCAAGAAUUCUACCGAGCAGUUCUUCCAUCUAAAGUUACAGAAGUUGAAGGCUGUAUUCAGAUGUAUGAGGAGAUGCACAGGCUGAAAGGAAAGGAGGGGCUGAGGCAACGGCAGGAGCAGCAAGAGCAGAUGGUGAGGGCAGUGUAUGACCUGGCCAGUGAACAACUGAAGCGCUUUGAUGAACUGAAGGAGCUAAAGCAGCAUCAGGAAUUCCAAGAUUUGCAAGAAGUAAUGGAGAAGAGCUCAAAGGAGGCUCAAGGGCAGCAAGAGAAGUUGAAGGAAGAACACCGACACAGAGCAAAGGUAUUAAACCUCAAACUGCGUGAGGCAGAGCAGCAGAGGCAGCGUCAGGAGGAGCUGGAGCGUCAGCGUAAGGAAGAGAGCCAGGAAAGAUUGCGUCGCCUUUAUUCCAUCCAGGAGGAAGUGCUGCAGCUUAACCAGCAGAUUGAUCCCAAUUACAAACACAAAGACUUGCCAAGAAUUGAUCUUUCUGCAUACAGUAAUCGUGGCAACCAGAUCUGUGGGCUGGUGUCAGGACUCAUCCGCACCACAAGUGAGAAAGGUUUCCCUACUCAAGCAGAUGUGGCCAAUACUGAACGAGCGCUGCAGGAGAUGCGAGGGUUGAUAUCCAGCAUGCAGCAAGAAAUUGCUGCAGCUGUGGAAGAAAAAAAGAAGAGAGAUGAAGAGGAAGCGAAACAAAAGCAGAAAGGGUCACUGAACAAAGAGCAGACAAGCGCUCAGACUCCUGCCCCUGCACAGCAGGCUGGGGGAAAGCAGCAGAAGGAAGGACUUCAAGUUAAGGCAGACGAAAGUACCAUGCAGUGGUACCAGCAGCUUCAAGAUGCUGCUGAGCAGUGUGUUGCUGCUUUCAGAGGAAUCAGCAACUGCAAAGACAACAAUGAGGUUAAGAAGAUAAAAACAGACUUGCAGAAAGCAGCUACGAUCCCUGUGAGCCAGAUCUCUCGAAUUGCAGGCUCUCAGCUGAGAGAGAUAUUUGACAAGAUCAAUAACCUGCUCUCUGGGAAGACUGUUCAGAGUGGAGGGAGAUCUGUAUCAGUGACUCAGCAUCCACAGGGACUGGAUUUUGUUUAUUACAAACUUGCGGAGAAAUUUGUGAAUCAAGGAGAAGAAGAAGUAUCUUCUCACCGUGAUUCAGCUUUCCCAAUUGCUGUGGUGGCCUCAGGAAUCUGGGAAAUGCACCCUCGAGUUGGAGACCUCUUUUUAGCUCAUCUGCACAAAAAGUGCCCCUAUGCUGUGCCAUUUUACCCUGCAUUGAAAGAGGGGACUUCUAUGGAAGAGUAUCAGAAGAUGCUUGGAUAUCAAGUUAAUGAUUCUAAGGUGGAAGAGCAAGAUCAUUUUCUUAAACGGAUGUCAGGACUGAUCCGUCUUUAUGCUGCUAUCAUUCAGCUCCGGUGGCCUUAUGGAAACAAACAAGGGCCACAUCCUCAUGGGCUACACCACGGAUGGCGCUGGCUUGCUCAGAUGUUGAACAUGGAGCCUCUAGCAGAUGUGACAGCUACACUUCUGUAUGAUUUUCUGGAGGUUUGUGGCAAUGCUCUCAUGAAACAGUAUCAGGCUCAGUUCUGGAAAAUUAUGUUGCUUAUCCAAGACGACUAUUGCCCAAGAAUUGAAGCCAUUACCAACUCUAGACAGAUGGGCUCUUUGAUGCGUUUCAGACAGUUCUUGGAGGAAUGUCUACAGCAGAAGGAGAUUCCAUUACCAAAGGGAACUCUGCAGUCUUCUUUUUGGAGAUCAUAAAUCAGAUUAUGUUUAUUUCCCCCUGGAUGUCAGUGCUUUCAGACCUGGAUUCCUGUUUACAAGUAAAGGCAGAAUUAUUCUGUAUACAGAGAAAUCAGGAGGAAAAUAUUCCAUUGACGUAUUGAUGUUAAAUUCAUCAAGACUUACGUUGGGCAGGACAAACUUGUGUUUCAUUUGUUGCAAAAACAU
This is a messenger RNA of Pezoporus flaviventris, 2330 nucleotides long. RefSeq names its product GLE1 RNA export mediator (gene GLE1). The record is from RefSeq and is a predicted model, not a curated record. Gene Ontology annotation, biological process: regulation of translational termination; poly(A)+ mRNA export from nucleus; regulation of translational initiation. Gene Ontology annotation, molecular function: inositol hexakisphosphate binding; translation initiation factor binding; phospholipid binding. The transcript has 16 exons. Gene Ontology annotation, cellular component: cytoplasm; nuclear pore cytoplasmic filaments; nuclear pore. The coding region runs from base 18 to 2141 and encodes 707 amino acids. NCBI's taxonomy places the organism in Eukaryota, Metazoa, Chordata, Aves, Psittaciformes, Psittacidae.